Molecule: messenger RNA, 2659 nt
Organism: Asterias rubens (European starfish)
Lineage: Eukaryota; Metazoa; Echinodermata; Asteroidea; Forcipulatida; Asteriidae
Product: aspartate/prephenate aminotransferase-like
Exons: 13
Coding region: 452-1777 (441 amino acids)
Biological process (GO): biosynthetic process
Molecular function (GO): pyridoxal phosphate binding
Source: RefSeq, a predicted model, not a curated record
GCUAAGAAUACAUGAUGACCAUGAGGUUUGUAGAGACGAUAGCGGAUCGGAACCCUGUGGAAAACGCAUGGACAAUGUAACAAACCGGAACCAGCAAUGGUAAGGUUCGCCGAUGCAUGACCCAAUAAUCAACAUCGUGGGCUAGUUUUAAUAGUCCGCUUAACCAGAAUAAACUCACUGUGUGAACGCAAGCCAAUUUUGGACUAAUCUUUUGGACACCCGCGGUGCUCGGAUUAAGGACUAGUUAUAGGAGGUAGGUUGUCAGCCUUGUCAUUCAAUCGCCCCAAACAGGGGUUAAUGCUUCUCGCAGCGGACUCUGCUUGCCUUGAAAAACAGCACAACAGUCCUACAUAAGUCGACCUGUUUUGACCGGUAUAGAAGUAGUCCAACAACGUCACCGUAGUGUCCACUGAGGAGUCCAACCUUGAUGAACUGCUCUUAAAGAUUCCCGAUGGGUUCCGCAAAAGGAAUCGACCCCUCUCAGUCGUUUGUUUUGCCCCGUCUCCAGUCAGCGGGCACGGCAUCCAACUUGGCCCUCAAUGAGCAAAUCAUUCAGAUGAUCGCAAAUGGGAAGAAGGUUUAUCACUUCGCUUUUGGUCAGUCUCCGUUUCCAGUCGCUGAUGGAGCUCGCAAGGCACUGGUUAACCAUGCAUCAAAAAAUGCAUAUCUACCCGUAGCAGGCUUACUUGAACUUCGAGCCCAAAUAUGUGAGUUUCACUCGGAGCUAGACGGACUUCACGAACUGGAUCCCAACUUGGUUGUGGUGGGACCCGGAACCAAACAACUCAUAUUCCUUCUCGUUCAAGUUUUCAACGGAGAUGUAUUUAUUCUAUCACCCACCUGGAUUACGUAUAAACCAAUCACAAAUCUGGCCGGUAAGCACGUGACUGCAAUUAGUUCAUCGAGAGAGGACAGCUGGAAACUCUCAUCAGAUGCGCUGGAAAAGGCACUUUCUUCCAGCAAUUCUUCAAGUCACAAACUGUUGAUAUUCUGUAACCCGGACAAUCCAACUGGCACGUCGUAUACAGCAGAAGAGCUUAUUGCUUUAAGUGUUGUUCUUCGGAAGCACAAAGUGGUCGUAUUGAGUGAUGAGAUUUAUGGCCACACAAAAUACGACGGCGAGUUUCUGAGUCUGGCGAAGUACUAUCCGGAGGGCACCAUACUAUCCAGCGGUUUGUCAAAGUGUUUCAGUGCUGGAGGAUGGAGGUGUGGAUACAACAUCUACCCAAAGGAGUUAUCCGAAAUCUACAAGGCAGUCUGUAGUGCUGCCAGCAACACGCAUUCCUGCGCACCGGCACCCAUGCAGUAUGCAGCCCUUGACCUUUUUAAAUUAUCAGAGAACACAAGGGAAUACAUAAAGGGCUGCAGAUGCAUCAUGGGAGCUGUAGCUAAGAUGUGUCAUCGUGAAUUGGAUGGUGUCGGGGUAAAGGCCAUUCUGCCAGUGGGCGGGUAUUACAUUUUCCCAGACUUUGAGAUCUUGCGUCCAGUCUUCAAGAAGAGAGGUAUAUCUACUAGCCAGCAGAUGUGUGACGCCCUCUUCAGAGAACAAAACGUGGCGGUUAUGCCUGGUGGUCCGGGGUUCCUGAGGCCGGUCAAUGAAUUCACCGUCCGUCUGUGUUUCGUGAAUUUUGACGGAGGGGCCGCCUUAGCAGCAUGGAGGAAGCAGGGGUGUAAGGAGGAAUUGGACCAGCAGUUCCUUGAAGACUAUUGCACUAUGGCUGUACAUGGGAUACAGGCGAUUGUUGAUUGGGUCAAAAAGCUUCAAGCCUCCGGUUAAGUGAGUCAGUGCCGUCACAGUCCUCAGUUGUUGCUCGAAUGAGGGGAACGUUAUUGAAGCAUUGGUUGGAUUCGAACCAUCUUCACACAAACAACCAUGCCAGGAAGUCUUUAGUUGAUGAUAAAGCCUAUCCAACUAAUCAAAGUAUUGGUCUAACUUUGACUGGAACCAGACGAUCAAUCAAUCAGUCAAUUAAUGUUGCAUCAUAUCACGAAGGACGUCUCUCAACAAAUUAGUUGUAAUGCUUUUAAAUUUUUUACAAAUCAUGUAUUCAGCCUACUGGCUUUGAGAACUAUUUUUAUUUUUUUAUAAACCUUUUCAAAUUUCAAAUUAAAAAUAUAUAUAUAUAUUAUUAACCAAACAACGGGCGAUAUAUUAUUCUAUCAGUAAGGAGGAUAUCCUUUUGGUAAUUACUCCAAACAUUAAGACCAUAGCAACUUGGUGCACUAUGUAGCACGGGAGAGCUGUUGAUUUAUAAAAACAUUGCUGGAAACGACCCCCGUUGAAGUGAUAUAUAUUUAGAGAAAGAUGUAUUUUCACGAAAAAAAAGUUCAAACUGUCUCAGGCAUUUGAAAACAUACAAGGAAAUCUAUACAGCAAAGGUGUUUUUCUGAAAUUCUUGUCAUUUUUAUGCACGUAAUCGACAAUGCCUUUGAAAUUACCAAAAGUAUAUUCUGCCUUUUGAAUGAGGUAUGUUAAUGUUUAACCUGUGAACUUGUAUAAUUAUUUUAAUGGGUGAAAAGUUUGUUUCCUACAGUAAACCCUUCUUGUUUGUUUUAAAACCAAACGAAAUCUAUAAAAUUAUUAUAAUGAAAGUAAUAAGUUCCAUAUAGUAUAAACAAAUAAAUAAAAGAUCAUUAAAGUUUUCGUUUUUCAUUUUCA